Talaromyces rugulosus is the source of this 540-nucleotide messenger RNA. RefSeq lists its product as uncharacterized. NCBI's taxonomy places the organism in Eukaryota, Fungi, Ascomycota, Eurotiomycetes, Eurotiales, Trichocomaceae. The record is from RefSeq and is a predicted model, not a curated record. The transcript has a single exon. The coding region runs from base 1 to 540 and encodes 179 amino acids.
AUGGCAUCGACUAUCAAGACGGAUAUAAUCAUCUCAAUCCGCCAGCCUCAUCUUGACCACAUCGUCAGCAUGAAGAAGAAACAUGAAUUCCGAGGAUACCUGCUUCCUAGCACCGUUACACGUUUCUGGAUAUAUGAACCGAGCCCAGUAUCUGCUAUUAAGUAUACAGCAGAAGUUAGCAAUGGAAAGCGGCCUGGAGAGGUUGUUGAUGGUGGAUUUAUUCGUAAUUCCGACUUCAACGAAGGCAAGAUCGCGGAUGGAAAAUUCGCAUAUGAGAUUCUAAAACUGAAAGUUUUGGAAAGUCCAAUCACCCUGCAGCAGUUGAAAGAUAAAGGUUGGCUUGCUAGUGCGCCACAGAAAUACUGCUAUGUCAAAGAAGAGAUGGCUCUUGGCUUGAGAGAUAUCAAAACUACCGCCAUAUCGUCUCAUUCUAGCAAAAUAUGGCUUAAUGAUGCCUCUGAGAAAGCGAAAUCGGAGAGUCAGUCUGAAACUCAAGGUAGUCUUACCACCAGUUUACCUAUAUACCUGUCACGUCAUUGA